AACGAUGAGUUUGAUGACGGUGUGAGGACACGAGCUUAUAUUGGUCUUUUCAGUUCAUUUGGAGGCGAACAAGAGAACCUGGACAAGUUUGCGUGAGUUGUUCCAGAUUUGGAGUCCGAAAACAGCCAACAAAUAUGAGACCAGGAUUCAGCCCUCGGGGUGGUGAUCGAGGAGGGAGAGGAGGCUUCAGAGGAAGAGGGAGCUUUGGAGACAGAGGUGGUGGACGAGGAGGGUUUGGAGAUAGAGGUGGACGAGGAGGAUUCAGAGGCAGAGGAGGUGGAUUUAGGUCUCCAAGUGGUGAGGGUGGCUUCAGAGGCCGUGGUGGUGGCCGUGGCACCCCCAGGGGUAGAGGGGGGCGUGGAGGCUUUGGGGCAGGCAGGAAAGUCACAGUGGAGCCUCAUAGACAUGAAGGAGUGUUUAUCUGCCGGGGCAAGGAAGAUGCCUUGGUGACAAAGAAUAUGGUGGUUGGAGAGUCUGUUUAUGGAGAAAAAAGGAUGAACGUUGAAGAAGGAGAAACAAAGAUUGAGUACAGAGCAUGGAACCCUUUCCGGUCAAAGCUGGCAGCAGCCAUAUUGGGUGGUGUUGACCAGAUCCACAUCAAACCUGGUGCUAAGGUCAUGUACCUGGGAGCUGCGUCAGGGACAACGGUGUCCCACGUGUCUGACAUUGUUGGACCUGAGGGUCUUGUGUAUGCUGUGGAGUUCUCUCACCGGUCAGGACGUGAUCUCCUCAACGUUGCAAAAAAGAGAACCAACAUAAUUCCCAUCAUUGAGGACGCUCGGCAUCCACACAAAUACCGCAUGCUUGUUGGCAUGGUAGAUGUAAUCUUUGCUGAUGUGGCCCAGCCCGAUCAGACCAGAAUUGUUGCUCUCAAUGCUCACAAUUUCCUCAAGAACGGAGGGCACUUUGUCAUCUCAAUUAAGGCAAACUGCAUUGAUUCAACUGCAGCACCAGAGGCUGUGUUUGCUGCAGAGGUGAAGAAGAUGGGCUCAGAAAACAUGAAGCCCCAGGAGCAGUUGACACUGGAGCCUUAUGAGAGGGAUCACGCCAUUGUUGUAGGAAUCUACAGACCUGCCCCUAAGAGUAAGAAGUGAACUGGCCCAGAAUGCAGACCAAACUUGAAGAUUUAAAACAUUUGUCUGAAGGCUGCAUCUGGUAUAAACUGUUGGCUUUUGAGAAGUGUUGGUGUAUCUUCAAAGAUGUUUGAGUAUUGAGUGUAUAUAUAUAUUUUAAUUCAGUCAUACGUUGGUGACCUGUUGUAUGACAUGUUUCAUGAAAACAUUUUCUCUGGCCAUGUCUUGUGUUGGAAUAAAUAAGAUACAAUCACAUACACUCUAUGUUUUAAUUAGAAACACCAUAAAGGCAGUGGUGUUUUUAUGUCAAAUUGGUCAGGCACCAACCAUUUCAAAAGACAGGAUACGUACCAGUAAAACUACAAUACUCUCUUGCUACUGAUGUUUAACACCUCAACAAACAGCAUGGCUCUACAAAACACUUAAUGACAGAGCGGCUUGCUUCUACCAGGUGUUGUAGUACACAUACAGAGGGAGGGAGUGAGAGAAUCCUCCUUGUGUAAUUGCACUCCUCUCACCCUAUCUCUUGAUGUAUUGUAGGGCCUCUGGGUGACCAUCUUUUUUUCUCUCCAAUAAAUAAUUCAAUAUAUUUUUUUUUUAUCUUGAUGCAUGGCUAUUACUGUAUUUUUUUUGUGUUAAAUCUAUAAAAUGUUGCAAUCUUGGUAGAUUGCAUGAUCAUGCAUCCAUCUGAUGUCUGAAGACUUUGCAAAGGUGGAUAACAUUUUGACAACCUGAUGCUGUCAUUUUUUACUUUGCCAGGCUGUUCCUUAGAGCUCUUGUGUUAGUUCCUUGCAGUUUUAUAUUGUCAUUUAUUUGGGGAUUUGAGCUAAACCUCUACUGUUUUCUCUGAUAUGGGUUUGAUGUUUGAAUAUGUCAACGGGGGCUAUGUCGGACAAAAUGGGUGAGAUGGCGAAGCUGUAGCUUUUCCCAAGCUCAAGAUAUGGCCAAAAUGUCAUUAAAUUUUUACCAAACCGA
Esox lucius (northern pike) is the source of this 2048-nucleotide messenger RNA. It is a transcript of the gene fbl, whose product is annotated as fibrillarin. Gene Ontology annotation, biological process: box C/D sno(s)RNA 3'-end processing; rRNA methylation. The transcript has 8 exons. Lineage: Eukaryota; Metazoa; Chordata; Actinopteri; Esociformes; Esocidae. The record is from RefSeq and is a predicted model, not a curated record. The coding region runs from base 135 to 1094 and encodes 319 amino acids. Gene Ontology annotation, cellular component: nucleolus; Cajal body; box C/D methylation guide snoRNP complex. Gene Ontology annotation, molecular function: histone H2AQ104 methyltransferase activity; rRNA methyltransferase activity; RNA binding.